AUGGAGGGUAGAGCGUUGGUAUGGUUUCAGGAGUUACGUAGUGGAAAUGGAUUAACCACUUGGAAUGAGUUUCUUAAGGCUCUCCAAGCUCGGUUUGGUACCGGAUCAUAUGAUGAUCAAAUGGAAACUUUGGUUAAGUUGAAACAGACCGGUAGUGUUGAAGAAUUCAAAUCUAAAUUUGAGACUCUAGCCAAUCGUGUGCAUGAUUUGGCUGAACACUUGAAAUUUAGUUGUUUUUUGGGAGGUUUAAAGGAUGAAAUCCGUCUUCCUACUUCUCGGAUUGUUAAUAGCUCUUUUAGUCCUAAGUUGCCUUUGACUGGAGGCAGUAGGUAUGUUGGGGAAAGUAGUAAUGCCGGAGGUGCUAGUAAAGCAUUGGUACUAGUGCUAAAGAUAUCCCAGGCUCAAAUGGAGGAAAGGCGUCGAAAAGGCCUUUGUUAUUCAUGUGAUGCCAAGUGGUCUAUGGGUCAUGUCUGUGAGGGUGGACCAAAGCUCUUUUUGUUAGAGGAGAUGGAAGAGGUAAAGGAUGUUGAUCCUGCUUCUUUGGUGGUUGAAGAACUGGUUAGCAAUGCAGAUAACACGGAGACAGAUCCAGAAAUCUCCCUAAAUGCAAUCACUGGAACACCGACACCCAAGACAAUGAGGCUAAUUGGUCUGAUGCCUAAAAGUGAGGAAGUGAUUCGGGUUAAGGUGGCUAAUGGGCAGGAAAUUGUGAGUUCAGGAAGAAAUGAUGGUGUGCCCCUUAAAUUGCAAGGUACUCAGUUUCACAUUGAUUUCUUUCUGCUUCCCUUAGCUGGUUGUGAUGUGGUGCUAGGGAUACACUGGCUGAGAAUUUUAAGACCCAUAUUGUGGGAUUUUACAGCCCUCACUAUGGAAUUCACCUAUAUUGAUUCUGGUCCUCUAGCUGACCUUUUGCAAAAAUAUGCAGCUGUGUUCCAGGAACCAAAGUAUCCUUUCUACCAAAAGGAGGAGAUUGAAAAGAUAGUUAAGGAGUUGUUACAGGCUAGGGUCAUUCGGCCUAGUAAUAGUCCUUUUUCUUCUCCUGUGUUGUUGGUUCGGAAGGCUGAUGCCAUAUGGCGCAUGUGCAUGGAUUAUAGAUCCUUAAAUAAGGUCACAAUUAAGGAUAAAUUUCCUAUUCCGGUGGUGGAUGAGUUGUUGGAUGAAUUGUGGGGUGCUCGGGUGUUUUCUAAGCUGGAUCUUCGAUCUGGUUAUCACCAGAUUCGAGUUGUGGAAAACGACAUACCUAAGACAGCCUUUCGGACCCAUGAAGGCCACUAUGAAUUUUUGGUGAUGCCUUUUGGCUUAACCAACGCACCCUCUACUUUUCAAUCCCUUAUGAAUCAUGUGUUUCGGCCUUACCUCAGGAAGUUCAUUCUUGUAUUCUUCGAUGAUAUAUUGGUGCAUAGUCUGGAUUCUCAGUCACAUUUAGGCCACCUUGAGAUUACUUUGUCUCUACUUCAGCAACAUCAGCUUUUUGCUAAGUAG
Molecule: messenger RNA, 1482 nt
Organism: Alnus glutinosa
Lineage: Eukaryota; Viridiplantae; Streptophyta; Magnoliopsida; Fagales; Betulaceae
Exons: 5
Coding region: 1-1482 (493 amino acids)
Source: RefSeq, a predicted model, not a curated record